Molecule: messenger RNA, 1362 nt
Organism: Diaporthe citri
Lineage: Eukaryota; Fungi; Ascomycota; Sordariomycetes; Diaporthales; Diaporthaceae
Exons: 3
Coding region: 1-1362 (453 amino acids)
Biological process (GO): carbohydrate metabolic process
Molecular function (GO): hydrolase activity, hydrolyzing O-glycosyl compounds
Source: RefSeq, a predicted model, not a curated record
AUGGCGCAGCGAGCUGCCCUCGUUUCUGCACUCUUCGCCGCGGCCAGCCGCGCGCAGCAAGCCUGCACAACCACCACCGAGACCAAGCCGACGCUUUCCUGGUCCCAGUGCACUGCUUCCGGUUGCACCAACACCUCCGGAUCAGUCACCAUCGACGCCAACUGGCGCUGGGCCCACGACACCUCCGGCUCGACCAACUGCUACACUGGCAACGAGUGGAACGCCGAGCUCUGUCCUGACGAUGAGACUUGCGCUUCCAAGUGCUGUGUCGAUGGCGCUGACUAUGAGGCUACCUACGGCAUCACGUCCGAGGAUACUGCCCUGACGCUGAGCUUCGUCAAGCAGGGAACCAACAAGAACGUCGGUAGCCGUACUUUCCUGAUGGCCUCCGACACCGAGUACCAGAUGUUCGAGCUGUUGGGCAAGGAGUUCACCUUCGAUGUCGACGUUUCUAAGCUGCCCUGCGGCCUGAACGGAGCCCUCUACUUCGUUUCCAUGGAUGCCGACGGCGGCAUGUCCAAGUACGCCGGCAACAAGGCCGGUGCCGAGUACGGAACCGGCUACUGUGAUGCUCAGUGCCCCCGUGACCUGAAGUUUAUCAACGGCCAGGCCAACGUUGACGGCUGGGAGCCAUCCUCCAAUGAUGCCAAUGCAGGGGUGGGUAGCCACGGCUCAUGCUGUGCAGAGAUGGACGUCUGGGAGGCCAACGUCGUCUCCACUGCCCUGACUCCUCACUCGUGCACCAACACCUCCCAGACCAUGUGCGAGGGCGACAAGUGCGGAGGCACCUACUCCUCGGACCGCAACGCUGGUGUCUGCGACGCCGACGGGUGUGACUUCAACCCUUACCGCUUCGGAAACACCUCCUACUACGGCAAGGGCUCCGAGUUCGUCGACACCUCCAAGGUGUUCACCGUCGUCACUCAGUUCCUGACUGACGAUGCCGGUGCCCUGAGCGAGAUCAAGCGCUUCUACGUCCAGGACGGCAAGACCAUUGGCAACGCCGAGUCUAACCUCGAGGGCGUGUCUGGAAACUCUAUCACACCUGACUUCUGCACUGCCCAGAAGACCGCCACCAACCAGACCGACACCUUCAAGGAGAAGGGUGGCUUCGACUCCAUGACCACUGCCAUGAAGGACGGCAUGGUCCUCGUCAUGUCUCUCUGGGACGACCACUACGCCAACAUGCUCUGGCUCGACUCCACCUACCCCGUCGACUCCAAGGACCCCGGUGCUGAGCGUGGCUCCUGCGCUACCAGCUCCGGUGCCCCCGCCGACGUCGAGGACAGCGCGGCCGAUGCAACCGUGAUCUACUCGAACAUCAAGUUCGGCGAGAUCGGCAGCACCUUCGCCGCCCUCUAA